AUGGCAGCGAAAUCCGACGGUCGGGGGGUCGUCACCGGUUUCGCCCAGCUGCACAACCUGGACGAGGCGGUGGGGAGCUGCGAGGACGACCCGAGGCACGGCAGCUCCUUCCACAUCUGCCACUGCUGCAACACAUCAUCGUGCUACUGGGGCUGUCGGAGCGCCUGUCUGCAUUACCUCCUGGGGAAGGGGAGAGAAAUCCGGCGGCCCCCUUACGAGGAGCGCCUGUGGUUGGACUGCCUCUGGAUCGUCCUCGCGCUGCUGGUCUUCUUCUGGGAUGUGGGCACUGAUUUGUGGCUGGCGGUCGAUUACUACACCAAGCAGGACUACCUCUGGUUCGGACUCACGCUGUUCUUCGUCCUGGUCCCGUCAGUUCUGGUCCAGAUCCUGAGCUUCAGGUGGUUCGUGCAGGAUUACACGGGGGGCGGUUUGGGGUCCGUGGAGGGUCUCAGAAGCCGGAUGGCCACGGGGUGUCCGAGCACAGGGGUGUACGGCAGGGGCAAGUGCUGUCGCCUAUCAGUGUGGGUCUGGCAGACGCUCAUACACAUCCUUCAGAUGGGACAAGUAUGGAGGUACAUCAGAACAAUGUACCUCGGAAUCCAGAGCCGCAGACAGAAGGAGAACCAGCGACGCUUCUACUGGGCCAUGAUGUACGAGUAUGCCGAUGUCAACAUGCUCCGACUACUAGAGGCAUUUCUGGAGAGCGCUCCACAGCUGGUGUUGCAGCUCUGCAUCAUGAUCCAGAAGAACCGGGCCGAAACACUGCAGUGUGUGUCAGCGGUCGCGUCUCUCCUCUCUCUGUCUUGGGUUCUGGCCUCCUACCACAAGCUUCUGCGUGAUUCCCGUGAUGACCAAAAGAGCAUGAGCUACCGGGGAGCACUGGUGCAUCUCAUGUGGCGUUUGUUCACCAUCUCUUCUCGGGCUCUGUCUUUCGCUCUAUUUGCCUCCAUUUUCCACCUCUACUUUGGCAUUUUUGUGGUGCUGCACUGGUGUGCCAUGGCCUUCUGGGUAAUCCACGGAGGCACCGACUUCUGUAUGUCCAAAUGGGAGGAGGUGCUAUUUAACAUGGUGGUGGGCGUGGUCUACAUCUUCUGCUGGUUUAACGUCAAGGAGGGAAGGACCCGAUACCGCAUGGUGGUCUAUUAUUCGUUGGUGCUUGUGGAAAAUACCAUCCUGACUGCGCUGUGGUAUGCCUACAGAGACCCAACCACUACAGACUCAUACGCUGCAUCUGCCCUCUGUGGCGUCUUCCUGUGCUUUGCCUCUGGAGUGGCAUGCAUGGUCCUUUAUUAUGGGGUGCUGCAUCCCAUGGGGCCCAGGCUCAGGGUGCUGGCCAGUUCCUGCUGUGCUGAGCUGCUCUGGGGCCUCCCCUUACCACCAGAGGCUGAGCCCAUGGCUCCCACUCCAGGGCCUAGGGGCUCCCAAGCCACCCCCACCAGGGGCAUGGCUUCAGAGGACUAUGGAGAACCAGAGGAAGCUGCCACGGACACUUGCCUCCCUGUGUUCCAGGUGAGAUCCACAGAGCCCACUGAUGCAGCGGGGAGACCCAUUCCUCCCGAGGGGCCCCUAAUCAAGAUUGACAUGCCCAGGAAGCGCUACCCGGCCUGGGAUGCUCACUUUGUGGACCGACGUUUGCGGCGGACCAUAAACAUCCUCCAGUACAUCAGCCCCAAUGCAGUGGGCAUCAGGUACAGGGAUGGGCCUCUCCUCUACGAGCUGCUCCAGUAUGAGUCCUCCCUAUGA
Molecule: messenger RNA, 1743 nt
Organism: Myxocyprinus asiaticus (Chinese sucker)
Lineage: Eukaryota; Metazoa; Chordata; Actinopteri; Cypriniformes; Catostomidae
Product: XK-related protein 6-like
Exons: 3
Coding region: 1-1743 (580 amino acids)
Biological process (GO): apoptotic process involved in development; engulfment of apoptotic cell; phosphatidylserine exposure on apoptotic cell surface
Cellular component (GO): plasma membrane
Source: RefSeq, a predicted model, not a curated record